UCUUCGGCUGCCGUAGGAGGCCGCCGGCCUAGGUGGUGCCACGUUCCCUACGGCGGUAGCUGCAGACGAAUCAGUUGGGCCUCGGGCUGGCUCCCGGCGAUCAUGGCCUUUACUCUGUACUCGCUACUGCAGGCCGCCCUGCUCUGCGUCAAUGCCAUCGCUGUGCUGCAUGAAGAGCGUUUCCUCAAGAACAUUGGCUGGGGAACAGACCAGGGAAUUGGCGGAUUCGGAGAGGAGCCAGGAAUUAAAUCUCAGCUAAUGAACCUGAUUCGAUCUGUAAGAACCGUAAUGAGAGUGCCAUUAAUAGUAAUAAACUCAGUUGCAAUUGUAUUACUUUUACUAUUUGGGUGAAGAUCAAUGGGGAAAAUGGAGACUCAGAAGAAGAGAUGCCAGCAGAAGUUCCUACUUUGGCCUUCAUUGGAAGAUACAUGUCUUAGCUGGCUGUCCUUGGACUUGACAAAAAUGUAAAGCUGAUAAAACCAGAGUCCCUAUUUAUCUUUUUCUUUUUUUUUUUUUUAAUUUUGCACUUACAGUUUCAUUACAAAAAGACGAGAUCAUCAGAGGCAGUAACUCCCCAGGAUUGGAAUACACCCGGUUGCCGACUGUUAAUAAAAGUACAUGGUGUGGUAAAGAUUGUUCAAAGGUGCAGGACUGUCGCUUCUGUGUUUUUAGAGCUUUUCCUCUCACUUCUCAGGGAUGACUUUUUUUAACUUUUGAAGUUUCUUGUGACUUAGCUAUGAUGCUCGGAGAGUGGUUCUCCUAGACAAAAUUUAAAGAAUUUAAAAAAGUAAUUACUACAUAUAAAUUGAUAAACUGGUAAUUGGGGUGAUAUUAUUGUGAACUCUUUCGUUAAAUGUUUUGUGUCUGUUGUCUUGGCUAUGAAAAAUUCAAAUUUACAGUAACUAUCGAGGACCAAUACAAUCUGACUUCAGGGAGAAUUAUAAUUUUGUAGGUCAGAUAGUUGCAUGGUGAUUGUGUUUUUGUUUUACAUUCUUUUCAUGCAUUUCUUAUUUUUACUAAUUGGCCUGAAUGAUGAGACCAGAUCAAUAUUUAUAUAUUUUCAUUGGUGGAAAAAUCUGAGUAGAAAAGUCUGUGCCAUUUUUACUACGAUGACUUAUUAUUUUGGAAUCAGCGUAAAUAUUAGCCUGCAAGAGCAAUCCUAAACAAUCACAGUUCUAAACUGUACUAUAAGAAGACUUUAUUGUGAAGCAUUUACGCCUCCCAAAAUUAUCACGUUUUCAAUUCUUGGAGUAGUAUAUUAAGGGGUGUGAUUCUUAGUUCUUGUUUCCAUCUGUCACUAGGGCAUUCAUGCUGGAUAGG
Phyllostomus discolor (pale spear-nosed bat) is the source of this 1320-nucleotide messenger RNA. RefSeq names its product immediate early response 3 interacting protein 1 (gene IER3IP1). The coding region runs from base 103 to 351 and encodes 82 amino acids. Gene Ontology annotation, biological process: endoplasmic reticulum to Golgi vesicle-mediated transport. NCBI's taxonomy places the organism in Eukaryota, Metazoa, Chordata, Mammalia, Chiroptera, Phyllostomidae. Gene Ontology annotation, cellular component: COPII-coated ER to Golgi transport vesicle; endoplasmic reticulum membrane; Golgi membrane. The record is from RefSeq and is a predicted model, not a curated record. The transcript is spliced from 3 exons.